GCGUGAAGAAAGAAAUCCAGGGGAUUUUGAAAAAAAAUGUAUGUGACGAGGCCUCUUUCUCAGUUGCUAAAAUCUCCGGAAUCUCUUGCAAGACCACCUGAGCAUCCAAAUUCUGGAUUCCUAGUAAUCCAGGACGAAGAAUAUGAGAAAUAUUCAUGUCUGGGGUGCUCCGAGAACACGAUCCUUAAACACUACUUGCCUUUUCCUCAGGACAAGGAGUUGACUGUGCAAUAUACAACAGGCUCAGCGGACAUUGCUGUUACUCCAGUUUUCUUAAUUCCUGUUCUCAAUCAUCCCUCGUCUCCAAACCGCUACUACCUACUGUCCCACGUGGAAUGUGCACAAAGGGAAGAAGACAAGGCACCUGCUGUUUCUGUCACUAGUUAGAGACGUAAGACCAAGGCCGUUAGACCCGCACAACAUG
This is a messenger RNA of Sesamum indicum (sesame), 424 nucleotides long. The record is from RefSeq and is a predicted model, not a curated record. Lineage: Eukaryota; Viridiplantae; Streptophyta; Magnoliopsida; Lamiales; Pedaliaceae.